Molecule: messenger RNA, 531 nt
Organism: Blumeria graminis f. sp. triticale
Lineage: Eukaryota; Fungi; Ascomycota; Leotiomycetes; Helotiales; Erysiphaceae
Source: the annotation of a GenBank genome assembly
AUGUCCACUUUUCCCAAUAUUUAUACUCAUAGAAAAGUGGCCGACCACGGUGCGAGGCCCUGUGAUGUUUGCUUCAAAGCCUGUACAUCAGUUUUGGUUGCGUCUGGCCAAAAAGAUUUCUUUUUUACUUGUCCGGCCCAUCUGAAAGAUAAAGCCUUCUGUAGUCCCAUAAUUGAUAACAACGCUGUGGCAGCCCAGGAAAAGAAAAUCAUUGACGAUGAGAUUGUACGGUUAAAAACGGAAUAUGAAGAUAAGAAAAACAAGGGGAAAAAUGCAGAGGCCGAGUCAGACAGCAAAACAGAGAAGGCAACCUCUGACGUAAGUCUAGAAAAGAGUACUCCUGCAAAAAAUGCCAAGGUGGGUUCCGAGCCAGUCGUUAUCAGUAAGGAAGAACCGAGCCUUUUUGCUUUGCACAAGAUAUUUUUCCAACAGCGCCUAGAUAAGAAGAAAAAAAACGAAAUGGCCAAGCGGAGUUCAGAACGGGUUUUAAGUCCAUCUCUCUUUCCUCAAGUUCCUAAAAAUUUGCCAUGA